AUGGCUGCAAUUCAUCAAUAUUGUAGCUUGUUGAAUAUAAUUACGAUUACAUUGAUGCUCACAAUUAUCGCUAAACCUUCAUUAGUAACAUGCACAUUUCAACCAAGUCCAUGGACUCUUGCUCAUGCCACAUUUUAUGGUGACGAAACUGCUUCCGCCACCAUGGGAGGGGCAUGUGGGUAUGGAAAUUUGUUUGUCAACGGGUAUGGGACAGACACAGCAGCAUUGAGUUCAACAUUGUUCAAUAAUGGGUAUGCAUGUGGGACUUGUUAUCAAAUAAAAUGUGUCCAAUCGAAGUUCUGUAACACCAACGUGCCUUACACUACAGUCACUGCCACCAACCUUUGCCCUCCUAGUUGGUCUCAAGCAUCUGAUAAUGGUGGAUGGUGCAACCCACCACGUUCACAUUUUGAUAUGUCUAAACCCGCUUUCAUGAAAAUCGCACAGUGGAAGGCUGGUAUCGUCCCUAUUAUAUAUCGCAGAGUACGUUGCGCAAGAAAGGAAGGAUUUCGAUUCUCCUUCCAAGGAAAUGGGUAUUGGUUAUUAGUCUACGUGAUGAAUGUGGGAGGUGGAGGUGAUAUAGCCAACAUGUGGGUGAAAGGAAGCAGAACAGGAUGGAUUAGCAUGAGUCACAAUUGGGGUGCUUCUUAUCAAGCAUUUGCAACACUUGGUGGCCAAACACUUUCUUUCAAGGUUACUUCAUACACAACCAAAGAAACUAUAAUUGCAUGGAAUGUUGCUCCUUCCAAUUGGAGUCCUGGAUUAACCUAUUCUGCUCCUACAAACUUCCAUUGA
Molecule: messenger RNA, 795 nt
Organism: Vicia faba (fava bean)
Lineage: Eukaryota; Viridiplantae; Streptophyta; Magnoliopsida; Fabales; Fabaceae
Source: the annotation of a GenBank genome assembly